UGUUUGAAUCUUGCAUGUAUUAGAUUUGGGGAACCCUUGUUAGACUAGAAUGUGGUUUGGAUACAUAGGUUGACAUGUUAUUUAUAUAGUUUGGAUACAUAGGUUGACAUUUUAUUUAUAUGGAAAAGAUAUUUGUAUUGAAUCUUGCAUGAGGUAGGCUUAGUUUAGUUUAUUGAAAUUACAUUUGUAUUGGCAAGAAUGGUUUGGAUACAUAUGCUUUGUAUUUUGCAUCUAGUAGGCGUACUUUAGUUUAUUUGUAUUGAAAAGAUAAUCGUGUUGACAAGAAAGCUUUCUUUCAAAAUUGUUAGGAUGGUUUGGCUUCUCGAUGAUCACUGGGACAAACAACACCGGUCGUACGCUAUGGCGGUGGAGCAGCGGGCGCUUGCACCUUUGAAGCUUCGUUCUCACGGGGUCACCCUUGGGUGGAUGCGCUAUGAUGAGCGAUACACACCGUAUGUAAGGGAGACAGGACUUCUCCCUUUCAUUCAUAUGGUCAGACGGUCGACGCCACCCAACAAUGCUCCAGCACUCACCGCGCUUAUUGAUCAUUGGCGGCCGGAGACACAUAGUUUCCAUCUACGGACCGGGGAGAUGACAGUGACGCUCCAGGAUAUUGCUAUGAUCACCGGUCUUCCUAUCGAUGGGAAUCCUCUAUGUAUGAGCACCGACUCCGAUGGGUGGCGCGCGCAGAUGCAUGCCCUUAUCGGUAUGGUUCCUCCGGAGCCUCCGGAACCAGCAGCAGAAAACAAGAAGAAGGAAAGAGUCGCAGCCGGUGCUACUUUCACGUGGAUUACUGAGCACUUUGGUACUUGCCCACCGGAAGCUGAUGAGGACACGGUCAAGAUAUAUGCUCGUGUCUACAUGUGGUAUGUGAUAUCCAGGACUAUGUUUGCUGAUGGCACAGGCAAGAAUGCUCCAUGGAUGUGGCUGAAGGCGUUGACCGUCUUCGAUAGCAAAUGGAGUUGGGGUUCGGCGACACUGGCUUACUUGUGUGCGAGCAAUUUGUUCAACAAAGUGGCGAACCGCUUCUCGGAGAAAGCAAGACAACAAUCUUGAAGAUCAUCGGCCAACUCCUUAAGGCCACAUGCCCUAUAGAAGUUCGAACAAAAGUGCCUCAUGCACCAUUGAUGGUGCAACAGAGCAUGCCCGGGAAUGUCAAUCUCCACUGCGUUAAGAAUUCCUGCAUGCCGAUCCGAUAUGACACAAAUUUUCCUUUGAGCGGGUAACACCUUCGUCCUCAAAAGACGCAUAAACCACUCCCAGUUGUCAUUGUUCUCCGCCUCAACCAAAGCAAAUGCCAAUGGCAACACCCGGUUAUUGGCAUCACUUGCUAUCGCAACCAACAAGGUGCCCUUGUAUUGUCCGGUCAAGAACGUGCCAUCAAUGGAGAUGACCAGCCUACAGUGUUCGAAAGCCCUCACGCAUUGCUCGAACGCCCAAAAUGCACGGCCAAAUACUCGGACUUUCUUUCCUUCAUAAACCGUUGUUUGGUGCCCAUGAGGCUCGACAACAUGAACCAUGCCCGGGUUUGUGGCGGCCAUGGCUAACAACAACCUAGGGAUUCGGUUGUAUGCUUCCUCCCAAGUACCAUACAACAUCUUAAAUGCGGCUUGCUUCGCCUUCCAUGCCUUGCCGUAUUUCACCUUGUAAUGAAAGAUGGCUUUCACAAGGUCAAUGACAUGUUGGACGCUCAUUGUUGGAAGUGUGGAUAUUGAGUUGGAGAGCCUGUAAGCGAUGAACUCAGACGUGAGUUGUCUGUGGUCUUGGGACACAAUCUUGCCAUCCACCCUUUUGCCUCGGCACAUGUGAGUUGGCACACAACUCACUACGUGCCAAGCGGGACCUCCUUUCCAUGGUCUUGCACGCACAAUCCACGGACAUAUUUCAUCUUCACAUGCACAUGCAACCGUGUAGCGCAUAUUGACGUCCGAAUGCACCACCUUGUGUGGACGAUAAUGCGUAACCGAGUAGUUGUCGAGCCACAUCUUCAAUUCCAAGAAGGUUUCGAACUUACACCCUUUACCAAUCCGGUUCUUGUCGUCUCCCAAAUCACGGUGAGAGCUUGGCCUAACCCCAAGAGAUAUAGAUUUGCCACCAUCCACAACGGCUUCAUCCGCGAGACUAACAUCCUUGAACAAUGGUGUCUUGUGAUCCCGACCGAAUACCUUCUCGAAAGCUUCGGCCUCCUUC
Messenger RNA from Triticum urartu, 2190 nucleotides. Lineage: Eukaryota; Viridiplantae; Streptophyta; Magnoliopsida; Poales; Poaceae. The record is from RefSeq and is a predicted model, not a curated record.